UAACAUUUAAAGGAUAUAUAUACUACUAGAAUAUAUAUAGAAAUAUCUAGUUAGGAUGGCUCCACCACACAAGAACCACCACCAACGUCCAGAGAACGUCUUAAAGCGUGCUGAGGACUUGAUCGCUGUCGGUCAACCAGAUGCUGCUUUGGAAGCUCUUUAUGAGUUGAUCACCGCUAAGAGAUCUCGUUACUCCCCAGUGGAAGAAUUGGAACCAAUCGGAUUGUUGCUCAUUGAACUUGCUGUUGACUUACGUAAGGGUAAGUUGGCCAAGGAUGCCUUGCACCAAUAUAAGAAGAAUGUUCAAAACACUGAAAAUGGUUUAGAAUCCGUUCAAGUUGUGGUUAGAAAGUUUGUUCAAUUAGCUGAAAAGAAGUUGGAUGAAGCUCAAACUAAGGCUGACACCAAGAACGACCAAGAUGAAGGUGAAGAUGACUUGGAUGCUGCGCAAUCUCCAGAAUCUAUUUUACUUUCUGCUGUUUCUAACGCUGACAGUGCUGACCGUACUGAACGUGAAUUGGUUACUCCAUGGUUAAGAUUCCUUUGGGAAGCUCUUCGUGCUACCUUGGAUAUCUUGAGAAACAACUCCAAGUUGGAAGUUACUUACUCUGCUAUUGUUAACCAAGCUUUCCAAUUUUGUUUGAAGUUUGGCCGUAAGGCUGAAUUCAGAAGAUUAUGUGAAUUGUUAAGAACUCACAUGCAAUCUCUUACUACUCAACAACCACAAAAGCCAACUUACACUAGUCAAAACGCCAUUGAUUUAUCUGACAGUGAAACCGUUCAACGUUAUUUGGAUCAAAGAUUCUCCCAAUUGAACAUUUCCGUUAAAUUAGAAUUAUGGCAAGAAUCUUUCAGAUCAGUUGAUGACGUUCACACUUUGAUCACUGCAUCUAAGAAGGCUCCAAAGCCAGUUAUGAUGGCCAACUAUUAUGAAAACUUGGCUAGAAUCUUUGCUGUCAGUGACAAUGCUUUGUUCCAUGCUGCUGCUUGGAAUAAGUUUUUCAACUUGUAUUCUCAAUCUCCAAAUGCUACUGAUGAAGAAUUAAGCCAUUAUGCAUCCAUUUUAGUUUUAUCUACUUUGGCUAUUCCUCAAAAGUCUGCUACCAAUGAAACCAUUGUUGAUGACCAAAGAGCCAAGAAUGCUAAGCUUUCAUCUCUUUUGAACUUGAACCAUGUUCCAACUAGAGACUCUUUAUUGAAGUCUAUCUUGAACAGAUCUAUCUUGUCAUUUGUUGACCCUUCAGUUAAGACUUUAUUCAAGGUUUUAGAAGAAGGUUGCUUCCACCCAUUAACCAUCAAGCAACAAGUUUCUGAUGUUUUCAAGGUUAUUUCUGAAGAUAAGGAUUACAAGCCAUACAUCAUUACUUUGACUGAAGUUAUCUUGAUCAGAUUAUUCCAACAAGUUAGUCAAGUUUAUGAAACUGUCAAGUUGGACUUUUUAGUUUCUCUUGGUAUUUUUGAAGGUACUGAAUACACUUUACUGCCAUUGGAAGUUGAAAAGUUGAUUGUUACCGCUGCUAAGGAUGGUCAUUUGACUUUAACCAUUGACCAUGAAACUGAUGUUGUUGUUUUCAAGUCUGAUCCAUUUGAAGAUUCAUUCACUGAACCAGCUACCAACCUUGAAACCAAGUUACAAAUCUCUCCAGCUGAGCUUGUUAGAACUCAAUUAUCUAAGUUGGCUGCCACUUUAGCUAGUACCACCAAGAUCAUUGAUCCAGAAUAUGAAUCUCGUUUACAAUACAACCGUGAGUUGGCUUUACAAAAUGCUUAUGCCAACAUGGUUGCUGAACAAGAAGCUUAUGCCAACAGAAAGGUCAUUAUGGAAGAACGUAAGCGUCUUGCCGAUAAGUUGAAGCGUGAACAAGAAGAAGAAGCCGCCAAGUUGAGAGCUGAAAAGUUGAUCGCUGAACAAAAGGCUGAACAAGAAAGAAUGAUUGCUGAACAAGAAAGAAGAAACGCUGAAAAGUUGGAAAGAGAAAGAGAAGCAGUCAGACAACAAGAAAAGAAGAAGAUUGCUGAAGAAAUCAACGCCAAGGGUAUUAUUAAGAUUGACUUGAACAAUUUGGAUGACUUGGAUACUGACAAGUUGAGAAACAUGCAAAUUGAACAAUUGAGUAAGGAUAAGAAGUUAUUAGAAGAACGUUUGAAAUCUUUGUCUAAGAAGGUUGAUCACACUGAAAGAGCCUUCAGAAGAUUUGAAUUACAAUACUUAGAAAAGGAUGCUGAAGCUCAAAAAUCCGAAGACUUGAAGGAUUACGAAACCAUGAAGAACGCUAAGAUUGCCAAGGCCAAGAAGGAACACGAAGAAGCCUUAGCAUUGAAGGGCCGUUUGGUUAGAGUUGUUCCAGACUUUGCUGCUUUCAAGUCUAUUAUUGAUGAAAAGAACUCCUCCAAGUUGGAAGAAUUGAAGAAGAGAGCCGCUAAGGAACUUGAACAAGCCAAGAAGGAAAGACUUGAAAGAGUCAAGGCUCAACGUCUUGAUGAAUUAAGAUACCAAAAGGAACAAGAAUUCAUUGCCAACGAAGAAGCUGAAAGAAAAAGAAAGCAAGCCGAACAAAUGGCCAAGUUGAAGGAAGAAAUGAGACUUCAAAAGGAAAAGGAUGCCGAAGCUUUGAAGAAGAGAGCUGCCAUGGAAGCCGAACUUGCUGCCAGGCAAGGCGGAGCAGGUGGUGCUUACAGACCACCAUCUGCCUCUAACCCAAGAGUUCCAGCUGCUGCUCCAUCCCCAGCUCCAGCCGCUGCUGCUCCAGCCAAGCAAUUGACUUUUGCUGAAAAGAUGAGAUUGAAGAGAGAAGGUAAGCUUCAAUAGGUGUGAUAGACUUUUAUAG
Molecule: messenger RNA, 2828 nt
Organism: [Candida] anglica
Lineage: Eukaryota; Fungi; Ascomycota; Pichiomycetes; Serinales; Debaryomycetaceae
Source: the annotation of a GenBank genome assembly